This is a messenger RNA of Lactuca sativa (garden lettuce), 450 nucleotides long. The record is from RefSeq and is a predicted model, not a curated record. NCBI's taxonomy places the organism in Eukaryota, Viridiplantae, Streptophyta, Magnoliopsida, Asterales, Asteraceae.
AUGUCGGUUGGAACAAGGCUAAUACCUUCUUUAGGCAAACCUGCUGUUGAUCUUACUUUAUACAGAAGCAUGAUAGGAUUGUUACUUUAUCUUACAACAAGUUGUACUGACAUUAUGUUUUUUGUUUGUAAUUGUGCUAGAUUUCAAUCGAAUCCAAGAGAACCACAUUUAAUAAUGGUGAAGAAUAUUUUUCAAUAUCUUAAAGGCUCAAUUUCGUUAGGAUUGUGGUAUCCAUCGAAAUCUAGAUUUUUCAUACAAGCAUUUUUAGAUGCUGAUUUAGGAGGUUGCAAUCUCGAUAGAAAAAGCACAAGUGGCGGAUGUCAAUUACUAGAUGGGAAGUUAGUAAGCCGGCAAUCAAAAAAGCAAACAUGUGUUUUGAUUUCCACAGCAGAAUCAAAGUAUGUUGCUGCUGCAGCUUACACUUCACAAAUCAUAAGGAUUCAAAGCUAA